GUACAGCCUCGCUGUGAGCCAGGACGCUCGUAACGUGGUUGGGAGUUUCUCCAUUCUCUGGCUCCGAGCAGGAGACUGACCUGACCAUUCCUGCCUGCGAGGAACCCUGCGAGCUGUGGGAUCUGCCCCCACCUUCCUGACAGCCCGAGACGCGUGGAAGUUCGCUGAGCUGCCGCUCUCUUUUAGUGUGUUUUUUGUCUCCGGUCGAGCCGCGGCUGUCAUCGCCACGUUUACCGGCGAUGGCCGCGACCGGUCGCCCGAUCUGGACGCCGGAUUUGCGCGAGACGGUGUGAACUUCAAGGAUGUGAAUGAAGACAACAAAAAGCAAAUUUUUGGUGAAAUCUACACCUCGAUUGACACCUUGGCAUUUACAUUUGGCAAUGUAGUGUCUGACUUCCUUAUGGGAGAUGUAGACAGUGGAUCAGUGUUGGGGGUGCCCCAGACAAGAAGUCGGUCUUUCGAAAACCUGUCAGUGGAUUUUGGAGGAUCAGUCCUGGAAAAGGAUGACGUUUCAGGACAGUCGCAGGCGGAGGAGGUGGACCGCACCCUACUGACCAGCGACAGUGGCGUGGAGUCGGCUCUGCUCUACGCCAAGGCCUGGUCCAAGUACACGAAAGAUCUGCUCUCCUGGGUGGAGAAACGGCUCAGUCUGGACAUCGAGUGUGCGAAGAGUUAUGUGAAGAUGGCAGAAUCGGCGAAGGCUCUCACAAGUCAGCAGGAGUACAUGCCAUUUCGGGAAAUUUACACCUCUGCCUUCAACAAUGAUGCUGAAUAUGGCCACCUCCUGCUGCAGACCGCAGCUGCCCUGCAGGCCAAUAAAUUCAUCCAGCCCCUGCUGGCCCGAAAGAAUGAACUGGACAAACGCAGGAAGGAGAUAAAGGAUCAGUGGCAGAAGGAACAGAAGAAAUUGCAGGAGGCGGACAGCGCGCUGCGUAAGGCCAGGGCGCUGCUGGGCCAGCGGAGGGAGGAGCACGAGAAGGCUCGCUGCUCCACCAGCCGCGUGGAGGAGGAGGCACCACAGGCCGGGGGCAAGCAGCUGGAGAAGAAGAGGCGGCUGGAAGAGGAGGCACUGCAGAAGGCCGAGGAGGCUAACGACCAGUACAAGGCCUGCGUCGCUGACCUCGGGAUGAGGAAGCAGGAUGCGGCCAACGCCAAAAGCGAGAUUUUGACGCAGGUGCACGACCUGGUGUUCCAGUGCGACCUGACACUGAAAGCGGUCACUGUGAACUGGUUCCAGAUGCAGCACGCGCAAGCAGUGUCCCUCCCCGUCAACCAGCAGGCCCUGUGCGAGAGCGCCAAGCGCUACGAGCCAGGCCGCCGAUACGCCGAGUUCGUGCGGAGCCUGCCCCGGGACCGACUGCGGCCCGGCUUCUUCUCCUCGGACGUCCCCCAGAACUCGGGGGUGCUCGUCGGGAAGCGCUCGGCGGGAAGCGUCCACUCCUCGCACGGCAAUCUGUCGCAGAUGUCCGUCACGUCAAGUGACUUCCAGAGCACGGACGAGGUUGACAGCCCCGGCCAAACGCGGGCAGAGAAGGCGGGCGAGGGGCGUGCCAACAGCAGCGCAGACGUCCAAACACUGAGGACGCAGGGCCCGCUGCGGGCCUGGAGCACGGGCGGCCAGGGCGGGGGCAUGUGCAGUGACUCGGAGAGCGCAGGGGGCAGCAGCGAGUCCCGCUCCAUGGACUCGCCAACCGCCAGCCCAGGCGACUUUAAGAGGAGGCUGCCCCGAACUCCCUCCACGGGCACCAUGUCUUCUGCGGAUGACCUGGACGAGAGGGAGCCCCCCUCCCCUUCGGACAACGGCCUUGGUGAGAUGGUCAUGGAGACAGCCAGUUCCCCUGGGCCUUUCCGGAACGCCCAGAUGUCCAAGGCGGCCCAGACCCACAAGCUCCGCAAGCUCCGUGCCCCGUCCAAGUGCCGCGAGUGCGACAGUUUGGUGGUGUUCCACGGGGCCGAGUGCGAGGAGUGCUCUCUGGCCUGUCACAAGAAGUGCCUGGAGACGCUGGCCAUCCAGUGCGGCCACAAGAAGCUCCUGGGCCGACUCCACCUCUUCGGCGUGGACUUCGCACUGGCCGCCAAGAGCAACCCCGACGGCAUCCCAUUCAUCGUCAAGAAGUGCACCUCGGAGAUCGAGAACCGCGCUCUCGGCAUCAAGGGUAUCUACAGGGUGAAUGGUGCAAAGUCGCGGGUGGAGAAGCUCUGUCAGGCUUUUGAAAACGGCAAGGACCUGGUUGAGCUCUCCGACCAUUACCCUCACGACAUCAGCAACGUGCUCAAACUGUACCUCCGACAGCUUCCCGAGCCCCUGAUCCUUUUCCGUUUCUAUAACGACUUCAUCGGCCUGGCCAAGGAGAGCCAGAGUGCCAUCCUAGAUGAGGUGGACGCCGCCCGGUCCCGGCCUGCGGGUGACACGCCCCAGCUAAGCGUCGAGCUCAACCGGGUGCUCUUCAAGAUCCGCGAUUUGCUCCGGCAGCUGCCACUGGCUCAUUACCGCACCCUACAGUAUCUGAUCGGGCACCUACACAGAGUAACGGAGAAAGCAGAUGAGAACAAGAUGACAGCUAGCAACCUAGGGAUCAUCUUUGGCCCAACACUGAUCAAGCCGCGGCAGACGGACGCCGAGGUUUCGCUCUCCUCUCUGGUGGACUAUCCGUACCAGGCCCUCAUCGUGGAGUUACUCAUCACGCACUAUGGCAAGAUCUUCGACACACCACUGCAUCCUAUGUCUCCUACGACCACUGGCUCUCUGCUGCCCCUUAGGGGCCCGGAGGUCCCGGCGAGCUCAGAGGAGCCACAUCUGAGUCGCCACUCCAAGUCUUUGGUUGACAUCAAGGAGCAGAGCUCAAAAGCGUACAAAAGGCACUCCUCUAUAAUUCCUACCUCCCAUUCGGUGGAUGAGGUGAAGGACACUAAACCCAGACUGGAAGACAGUGGCUGUGCACCUGCUGUGGUUGCGUCUUCGGCAAAACUCAAUGGUGCUCCUGGCCAGGCUGUGCCGGAAAUCCACCGGACGACGCUAGUGCUGGAGAAGCAGCACGUCAGCACGGCCCGGGUGCAGCUGAGAGCGCCUCGGAGCAAGCCGGUCUGCCGGCCCAUCAGCAUGCCGGUGGAGAGGCUGCUGGGCCCCAGCCAGGUACUCGAGAGGAACAACAGGAACAGCUCACAGCGCGAGAGGAGCCCCGCUAUCCAGGAGGCACCGGAGCCAGAGAAGCCGGGCCCCAGGGUCAGCUCCUACUACCGGAGCCCCUAUAUCGAUACCCAGACCUUGCGCAAGACCUGGGACAAGCAGUACAAGCAUUACGACAUCACUCCGCGGACCGCUAUGAUCAUGGCCAACAUUCCCACGGAUGGCAGCGCUGGGGAUUCUGGGAAUUUGUCCACCUCACUCCCAGCCACCACAUUCACGAUGCCCGGGAGGACCGGAAGGACCUUGCGGAGGGAGAACAACUUUAGUGAGCCCUGCCCGGGGAGCGGGAACGUCGUCAGGCCCCCUCGGACUUUGCGGCCCCCACCCGGGACAUUUUACAAACCACCCCCAAGCCAAAAGGCCAAGCCGGCAGAGCUAGAGGCUCGACGGUGCAGUGAGCCUGCCAGCAUCCCAAAAGACACCGGGCCAUCUCAUGGCGUGGAGACGGAUCUGGGGGUGGGAUCAGAGGCGGGGCUACAGAUGAGGCUGUCUGUGGAUGAGCCAAUGGAAUCGGAGCCCGCUGCCUCCCAGGCCCGCUCACAGCCGCAGUCCCCCAGUUCUGGACCCGAGGACCUGUGCGUGAGUGAGGCCAAACCCGUCUUCCAGAGACUGAGGACCCGUCGUGUGCCGGAAUUUGAACACAGGGAAGCGCACUUCGUGUGAUUGCUGAGCCGGACUCCUGCGCUUACCUGUACAUACGUAUGUUUUUUUUUGUGCCAUUUUGUAUAAAAGAAAUCCCAUCUCUUUAAGAGGGAGAAGAAAAUUUCAAGAACUGUGAAAAUUAACCACAGGAGUGUUACUUGUAUUAAUAUAUUUUGUGUUCUGUUGGGUAAGGCUGGAAAUGAGACGUCCCGGACCGUGAGACAUGCACUCGGCACACAUUUUAAACUGUGUCUGUGGCUUCCUCCUUUACUGGUAUAAACAGACCCAGUAUCCUGUGAAAGCUGAGUGUCAUUCUGGCAGGUUUCUAGAGAAAAGAUGAUGGACGCUUUGUGGAGGAGUGUGUGUGUGUGUGUGUGUGUGUGUGUUACAUUGGCCAGGAUACCUGUCUUGGCCAUAGAGCUGCUUUUCAAUGCCAUAAGAUCAGCCUUUUGAGGUUCAUUUUAUUUUAAUGUGUUUCUUUCAUUCUCAAGCAAUUUGUCACGACUUGCAUGUGAAGCCCUGUUGUAUUACUGCAUAAUUACCAUGGUCAUUACGAUGCACUUAGUGUACAAAUGCAAAUGGAGACAUCUGUCUGUUUUACAACUGGAAAGUUUAUACAUAUCAUAUGUAGUUUCAGCUCAAAUAAGUGUCUCUUGUAGUACGUGUAAACCUUGUAUUUUUAUGUAUAUGUAAAGUAUAACCUUUCCAGUUUAAAGUCUCUUGUAAUGUAUUAACAUACUGCCUAUUCACAGACGUUCGCGCCAAACGUAUGCCACUAUUUGUAACUUAUUAAACGUGUGCUUCUUCAAUCGUAAAUGCUCAGUGUUUUGCCGUGCUUCCUCAUGCGGCUGCAGCCCAUCGUUUUGCUGAGACUCCCACAAGCCCUUUCUGCUGAUUGCCUCACUUCCUGUCACAUGAUGUAGGGUGUUCCUGUAAUCAGGAUUUGUCGGGAAGGCCAUAGGUAUCUUUGGAUCCUCUCAUGCCCGUUGCCAUGGCUGUGGCCAUAGCCUAGCCCACCCCCAUUUAUAAAUGUCUAGUGAGACUCCUGGAUCCCAUUAAUGGACCUUUCACACCAAUUCACAUUUUACUCCCCUUGCCUAAGAGAUAUUCCUAAAUACCUGUUCCAGUACCUUCACCAUUCGUGGGGAUUUUUUUUCCCUGGAAUUCUGACAGAUUCCACUGUCAUAAAUGAAACCUAAUCAUCCGGACCGGUUACAGUCUCCCGCAGGAACCAGGAGCGUACACUAGAUCUUAAAUGGUCACUGCAUUUAAAAGAAGAAAGAAAAACGUGUGGAUGGUCUGUAGAACCACGCGACCCUAUUGUUUGAGCACGUCGCCUUUCAUUGGUCAGCUCGCAGCAUCAGACGCCCCCCCCCCCCACCUUGGUAUAUAACCGGUUCUUUGUUUUGGCUGAAGAGUAACUCUAAGUUGUCUGAGAAGCUGCCUGUUACUGUAUUGCAGUAUUUUUCCAUGUUAAUUAUCGGAUGUUAAUUCCACGUAGAAUCAUCUGGACAUGUACUUGGUCGAGUGAGCUUGUUUCGUCGUGGGUGGAAAUAUUUAAAUGAGGAUUUCGGUAGCAGAGUGAUCUUCCUGACAAUAUCAGUAUAUUACUGGUAAUAUUGUAUUCAGGUUAUAUUUAUGUGUUUCAGUAUUGGCAAAAAAAAAAACUGAUUUUGGGCGAUGGGGGUUGAUGAAAUGUUUUAUUCCCCAUUGUAUUUGCUCAAAACAAUCUGAUUUUUCCAAAGUGUACAAUGUCAUUUUUAAUAAUAAAAAAAAAACAGUGGAAAUCAUAAA
Brienomyrus brachyistius is the source of this 5623-nucleotide messenger RNA. Its product is annotated as rho GTPase-activating protein 29-like. Gene Ontology annotation, molecular function: GTPase activator activity. The transcript has 21 exons. NCBI's taxonomy places the organism in Eukaryota, Metazoa, Chordata, Actinopteri, Osteoglossiformes, Mormyridae. Bases 401 to 3850 code for a protein of 1149 amino acids. Gene Ontology annotation, biological process: signal transduction; activation of GTPase activity. The record is from RefSeq and is a predicted model, not a curated record. Gene Ontology annotation, cellular component: cytoplasm.